UGCUGGGCAGAUCCUUUAGCGCAAAGCUACUGUACAUAAGAAUAAGGAUAUUUCUUCUUAUUCCUCACUGUACUGAAGUUAAUAGCCACAAACCACAUGACCAUUGCUCAGAGGGAUCCAAACAGUUCUCUACCUUUGAACGUCACCCUUCCAUGUGAAAGCCUACAAUCUACCACAUCUCAUUGUCCUUGGAUAAUCCUUACCCUAAUACAAAGAAAAUGUGACACUUGGAAUUUAUCUUUUUUCCCAUCACGUGGUGAAAUGGACUGAGGAGGUGUUGAUUCCAAAGCAUCAUUCCUGAAAAAUCAGAAUCACAUUGUACUUUCAAGAGAACAAUACAUAAAUGCUGCCAAGGAAGUAAAAGUUUCAAAAGUCCCUCUGAAAGAAAAGAGAAGCCACUGGAAUGCCCCCAUCAGAAGAAGAUGAGGAAAAACAUGAGAAACUUCAAACAUAAGAUAUUUGAAGACAGUAAAAUAUUCAUAGAAGGGAAUGACCAAGAAUGUGAAAAAGAUGAUAGUCAGUACUGUAACCCUGCAACAAAUGAGAGUGUUCAGGCAGAAGAGAGACAGUAUGUGUGCACUGAGUGUGGGAAAACCUUUAGUCAGAGUGCCACCCUCACUGUGCAUGAGCAAAUCCACACAGGAGAGAAGCCCUAUAAGUGUAAGGAGUGUGGGAAGGCCUUCAGUCAUAGCUCCAACCUUGUGGUUCAUGGGAGAAUCCACACUGGACUGAAGCCCUAUACAUGUAGCGAGUGUGGGAAAUCUUUCAGUUACAAGUCACAUCUCAUUCGGCACCAGGGAAUCCACAGUGGAGAGAAAAUGUACAGAUGUAAAGAAUGUGGGAAAACCUUUAGUCAGAGUUCAGGACUUAUUUCUCAUCACAGAGUUCAUACUGGGGAGAAGCCUUACACUUGUAUUGAGUGUGGGAAAACAUUUAGCCGGAGUUCAAACCUUACUCAACAUCAGAGAAUGCACAAAGGAAAGUGUAAAUAGUGUGGGAAAACAUGUAGUUCUAAUACAAAGAUUAUGGACCAUCAGAGGAUUCACACUGGGGAGAAGCCCUAUGAAUGUGAUGAUAGAAAAGCUUUCAUUUUAAGGAAGAAUCUUAGUGAACACCAGGGACUUCAUUUUUACAAAUGUAAUGAGUGUGGAAAAGCAUUUACUUCUAACUGAAAAAUUAUUGGUCACCCGAGAAUUCACACUGGAGAGAAACCUUAUAAAUGUAAUGAACGUGGGAAAACCUUUAGGCAGACUUCUCAAGUUAUUCUACAUUUGAGAACCCAUACUAUAGAGAAACCCUAUAAAUAUAGUAAGUAUGGGAAAGCCUAUUGUUAUAGCUCACAGUUUAUUCAACAUCAGAAAAAACAUAAGAGAGAGAAACUUCAUAAAUAACAUUGAUGGAGGACUGGGCAUGGUGGCACAAGCUUUAAUCCCAGCACUUGGGAGGCAGAGGUAGGUAGAUUUCUGGGUUCCAGCCUAGCUUGGA
Molecule: messenger RNA, 1485 nt
Organism: Nannospalax galili (Upper Galilee mountains blind mole rat)
Lineage: Eukaryota; Metazoa; Chordata; Mammalia; Rodentia; Spalacidae
Gene: Znf660
Product: zinc finger protein 660
Biological process (GO): regulation of transcription by RNA polymerase II
Molecular function (GO): RNA polymerase II cis-regulatory region sequence-specific DNA binding; DNA-binding transcription factor activity, RNA polymerase II-specific
Source: RefSeq, a predicted model, not a curated record